Messenger RNA from Diatraea saccharalis (sugarcane borer), 2532 nucleotides. Lineage: Eukaryota; Metazoa; Arthropoda; Insecta; Lepidoptera; Crambidae. The record is from the annotation of a GenBank genome assembly.
AUGAGUGAUACUAAAAAGCGAUUGCUCUCGAGGCGUCGUCGUGAUGAAUAUCACGAAAAGAGACAGGAUCUUCUUCUUGCCUGGAGUGAAGAAGUGUGCAAUAGCGAGGAGGUGCCGGAGGUAGAGAUCGUUAGCCUUCUACAAGAGUACAUACCUAAGUACCGUUUACGAGCUGACAGCCUCACUCAAUUUGGAGGUUACGAAAAUCAAGACUGGUUCAUACCUUCACCGGCGCUGCCUGUCAGCGACGAAGAUCUCCAAUUGACACCUGACCAGAUCAGGGAGACUCUUAAUUACUUCCUUCUAUGCAGCAACAGGGUGAGCCAAAUGACAAAAACCUACAAUGACAUCGAAGCGGUAACACGGCUCUUAGAAGAAAAAGAGAAAGAUUUGGAGUUGACAGCUCGCAUCGGUAAAGAGUUACUGACAACUAAUGGCCGGUUAGAGGCGCGAGUCACAUCUCUCGAAGGUGAUCUGAAGAGCGCGCGCGAUCUCAUCACCCAACUAAGACACGAGCUUACCGCCAAAUCGGAUCUACUGCAGGUUUUAACAAAUGACACAGAAGUGGAAAUCUCACCGACGGAGCAAGAGGCGGCUACUGCAGCAGCGUUGCGCAAGCGCACCGGCGCGCUGGAGCGCGAGAACCGCUCCUUGCGUGAGGAGGCUGCGCGACUCGCAGCCGGCGCUGACAGCGCCGAGCUGGCGGAACAGCAGCUGUUACGAGAUAUUGCGCUGCAACUCAAUAAUGCUAACUCAGAAGCGAACGCGCUUGGGUCAGAGUUGGCGGAGGAGAGGCAGCGCAAUGCAGAUUUGCAGCAUCAGCUUGACAGCACCUGUUCAAGACUCCUGGUCACAGAGAGAAAUUUGCAACAGCUAACAGCGGAACAUGAACACACUAUAAGAAUUUUAGAGAUCACAAAAGAAAAUCAAAAUGCUCUCGCGGCGGAGUUGGUUGAUACAAAGGAGCGUUAUGCCGAGGUGACAGCCCACCUGGCGGAGGCCCAGGAGCAGUUGCGCCAGUUGCGUAAGCGCGGCGAGCCAGUACGCGGUCUCAUGCCGAGCGUGGCGGCGGCAGCUGGUCUACUACCAGCCAGUUUACAUAGAGAAAUGCACUCGUCCGUAUACUCGGAGCUCAGUCUCGACUCCGGUAUUGGCGACCCGCUCGCACACUCAAGCAUGCAGAAAGUGUUUGAGACGGUGCAAUGCGCGUCGCGUUGGUCCGGCGCGUCGUUAUCCGGUUCUGAUGUGAUCGACGCGCCCAGUGCCGCUAGUGCGAGCGCCACCUUCAUAAAACCGCCGCCCAAACCGCCCAGCGACUCGUUCUUCGACGAUACAUCUGACGUCGAAUCAGAUGAUUUGUACCCUGGCGGGCCAGGCGUGGGAGUACCAGGUGCUCCUGGUGCGGCGGAGUUAGCGGCGGCAUUGAGGCGUCUCACACCACAAGAGAUAAAUUCACGGCGGGCUUCACUCGCCGCCUCGCAUGUACUCAGACAGAGGAGGCAUACAACAGAUCGAGAUGCGAGCGAAGAGAGCGCAGUGUGGGGCGCUGGAGCUGCUGGUGGAUUGGCAAGAUUCCGGGCACCACAUAAACUGCAAAUUGUCAAGCCUUUAGAGGGCUCCCUCACUCUGCACACCUGGGCACAACUAGCUAAGCCCACUAUGUCCGGUUUACUGGAAGACCAAGAAGGAGUGGGGGUCCGCGGUUCUCGCUCGGCAGCGGGUCUAGGUUUGCGACUCUACCGAUUAUCAGAUGUGGAAGAAGACGACGACAUGCCUCGUUUACCGCAUUCCAGUCACGUGUAUACGUUCACGAAUAGUACUGUCCUCCAUCCGAACGACGGCAGUCUAGCGAGCUCGAACGUCAGUAGUGUAUGCAGCAGCGGCAUGAGCAGCCUCUCUAGCAGCGUGCUCGGUAGCGCGUGGAGUUCCCGCCUCACGUCGAGGAGGUCAUCGGCUGCUGUGUCGCCUGUACAUUCCCGCCGGGACUCUUUAUGUCAGCCGUCGCGCACCCACUGGUCGCCGACCGCCACGCCCGCGAACAGUCCAUUACUAGGCUCCCCCGAAUCCUCCCCUCCUCCAACACCUCGCCCCGGAGACGCGCCGCCUUCGUUACACGCUCUCAUAGCCAGCGGGACCUCGAUACUCCGUAGACGGUACCUCCAUUCGCCGGCUGCGGACGGGUCGCCGGCCCCGCUCGCACUCCAAACCCCCGGGUCUUUGUACACUGGGCUAGUUCACCGCAGCCCUAUGGAGCAACUUACCUGCUUGAAGCGAACGCUGAGAUCCCCAGCCGCACCGCCGUUGGAGAGGGUGGAAUCUAUAGGUGAAGCACCUCUAGGUGUACCAGCUCAUCCCGGUGAAGGUGCUUUGGAUAGUACCCCGGUUCCUGGGCGUCGGCGAGCGAGGGCGCCUCGACCUAGAACAGAUUUGGGAACGGUGGACACCCCACCGACCGCUUGCCCGACCUCCGCGUUUUCUUCCCCCCUCGGAACUCUGAGUCUUCUCUUCGGUCGGAAAGGGGGCCUACUAUAA